Drosophila arizonae is the source of this 1207-nucleotide messenger RNA. RefSeq names its product elongation of very long chain fatty acid james bond protein (gene bond). Gene Ontology annotation, cellular component: endoplasmic reticulum membrane. Lineage: Eukaryota; Metazoa; Arthropoda; Insecta; Diptera; Drosophilidae. The record is from RefSeq and is a predicted model, not a curated record. Gene Ontology annotation, biological process: very long-chain fatty acid biosynthetic process; fatty acid elongation, saturated fatty acid; sphingolipid biosynthetic process. Gene Ontology annotation, molecular function: fatty acid elongase activity.
AUUAUAUCCGAUCGAACGAAAGUUUCUAAAUGUCUUGCAAAUCUUUUUCAUUGCAGUCAUCUAGCUGAAUAAAGAAAAAUAUAAAUAAAAAACAUAUCAAUAUGACGACCUAUAUGAAAAUAUUUGAGGAACGCAUCUCCGGCCUGGCCAAGGGUGUGGAUGAAACUGUGGACAGCUGGUUUCUGAUGAGCUCACCAGCGCCCGUUGUUACUGUGGUGCUCGUCUAUCUGGCAUUCGUGCUCAAAAUCGGUCCGGAAUACAUGAAGAAUCGUAAGCCCAUGGAUCUGAAGCGCAUUAUGGUAUUCUACAAUGCCUUUCAGGUCUGCUACUCCAUAUGGAUGUGUCGCACGUCGUUCAAGGAGAGCAAUGUCAUGGCAUCGAUAUUGUCAAAGAAAUGCGAAAUCCAUCGCACACGCGAACAAAACUUGGCUCUGUACUCGGGCGCCUGGUUCUAUUUCUUCUCGAAGAUCAUCGAUCUGCUGGACACCACGUUCUUUGUGCUGCGCAAGAAGAACAAUCAGGUCUCGUUCCUGCAUGUCUAUCAUCAUACGAUCACCGUGCUAUUCUCAUGGGGCUAUCUGAAGUACGCGCCCGGCGAACAGGGCGUCAUCAUUGGUAUCCUCAACUCGGGCGUGCAUAUCAUUAUGUACUUCUAUUACAUGGUCGCCGCUAUGGGACCCCAGUACCAGAAGUAUCUGUGGUGGAAGAAGUACAUGACCACCAUUCAGCUGAUUCAGUUUGUGCUCAUCCUUGGCUACAUGCUCACCGUUGGCGCCAAGGGCUGCAACAUGCCCAAGACGCUGACCUUCUUCUUUGUGGGCAACACGAUCAUCUUCCUCUAUCUGUUCGGCAACUUCUACCGCAAGACUUACCAGAAGAACAAGACCGUCGAUGCCAACGGCAAUGCCAUGCACAGUGGCGGCAGGAGCAUGAAUCUGGCUCAGUCGGCUCUGAGGGCUGCCGGCGGCAUGGGCUGCAUGCCAAUGCAGACCAAGAACAACAACAACAACAACGUCGACUAUAAGCCCUAUAUCGAUCUAAACAAUAACAGCGUAAAGCCCCUGAAGAUGGAAUGAGCGGUUAGGCUAAGUUCGGGGCUAGCUUUGGUAGGGUUGCUUUGUCUGUAGUUUAAUCGUACGUGUUUUUUUUAGAUCGGGUCUUAAGUCUAGUGUUAAACGUUUAUCCAUAACCCUUAUCUGUACAUGAA